AUGGAAAGGCCACAUAACAUUAUUUGGUUCUGCUUUGGUUUCAUUGAAAAGCAGCCUCUGCAUGCUGCAGAGAAGUGGGGGCAGGUUGCAGCAGGCAGGAGAAGAGAUGUAGUGCCUCAGACCAUAAGGCAGACUCUCCAGAGGACCCUGCAGCAUUACGAGCAUCAGGCAGUUGGUUACAGGGAUGCAGAAAAGAACUUCCACAAUAUCUCUAACCGAUGCUCCUAUGCAGACAACUCUGGCAGCGACGAAACUGAAGACGUCUCAGGAAUUCUCCAGUGUACAGCAAAUAUACUCGGCUUGAAGUUCGAAGAACUGCAAGAGAAAUUUGGGGCGGAAUUCUUCAACAUCUGCUUUGAUGAGAAUGAACGAGUCCUCCGGGCGGUGGGAGGCACCUUACAAGAUUUCUUUAAUGGCUUUAAUGCCUUGCAUGAACACAUCAGGACUUCUGUUGGAAGGCAGGCCACCUCAGAAUCCCCUUCUUUCCUAUGCAAAGAGUUCCCUGAUGGUAAACUUAUGCUCCACUACUUCCACCCCCAUCAGAUAGUUGGUUUUGCCAUGAUGGGUAUGAUUACAGCAGCAGCGAGGAAGAUCUACCAACUGGAAGUUGAAGUGGAGCAGAUUGCAAGUGACGAGCCGUGCUCCGAGGACUCCAACCCGGGCAACUGCAGCUGCCUCACCUUUAUUAUCAAAGAACGUGAGAAUGCAAAUAUCACAAAAGCGCUUCCUCUGGGGACUUCUCAGUCCCCGGCAGACUUGAGGAUAAGCAUCAGUACAUUCUGCAGAGCUUUCCCCUUCCAUCUGAUGUUUGACCCCAGCAUGCUGGUGCUGCAGCUGGGGGAAGGUCUUAGGAAGCAGCUCAAGUGUGAUACUCACAAGGCCUUGAAGUUCCAGGACUGCUUUGAGAUUGUUUCUCCAAGGAUUGGUGCCACAUUUGAACGAGUCCUUCUGAGACUGUCCACGCCCUUUGUGAUCCGGACCAAGCUUGAAAUGUCUGCUUUUGAAAAUAAAGAUAAGGUGAUGGAAAUCAAAGGGCAAAUGAUUCACGUCCCAGAAUCCAACUCCAUUUUGUUUCUGGGUUCCCCUUGUGUGGACAAGCUGGACGAACUGAUGGGCCGAGGACUCCAUCUUUCCGACAUACCGAUUCAUGAUGCUACCCGUGAUGUCAUCCUUGUUGGGGAGCAAGCAAAGGCUCAGGAUGGCUUAAAGAAGCGGAUGGACAAACUGAAGGCUACAUUAGAACGGACGCACCAGGCUCUGGAAGAGGAGAAGAAGAAAACAGUGGACCUCCUCAUUUCCAUCUUUCCAGAAGAAGUGGCUCAGCAGCUGUGGCAAGGGCAUCAGGUUCAGGCCAGGAAGUUUGACGACGUGACCAUGCUCUUCUCGGACAUUGUUGGUUUCACAGCUGUCUGUGCUCAGUGUACUCCCAUGCAGGUGAUCAGCAUGCUCAAUGAGCUCUACACGCGAUUUGACCACCAGUGUGGAUUCCUUGAUAUCUAUAAGGUGGAAACAAUAGGUGAUGCGUACUGCGUGGCAGCCGGUCUCCACCGGCAGAAUCUGAAUCACGCAAAGCCCAUUGCCCUGAUGGCCCUGAAGAUGAUGGAGCUGUCAGAGGAGGUGCUCACACCAGACGGAAGACCUAUUCAGAUGAGGAUAGGGAUUCACUCAGGAUCAGUUCUGGCGGGAGUUGUUGGUGUAAGAAUGCCAAGAUACUGUCUUUUUGGUAACAACGUCACUCUAGCAAGCAAAUUUGAAUCGGGAAGCCACCCGCGCCGCGUCAAUGUCAGCCCGACAACAUACCAACUUUUGAAAAAGGAAGAAAAUUUUAUCUUCAUUCCUCGAUCCCGUGAAGAGCUUCCAGACAACUUUCCAAAGGAAAUCCCUGGGAUUUGUUAUUUCCUGGAGGUCAGAACUGGUCAGAAGCAGCCAAAGUCCUCCGUCACAUCUGCCAGAGUGAGAAAGAUUUCCUACAACAUUGGCACCAUGUUCCUCCGGGAAACGAGCCUAUGAGGCCCGCUGCAGAUCAAAGACUCGUCACAAAAGCACAAGCCCAGAACUGGGUCAUGACAGGAGAAAGGAGAUUCUUUCUGUUUCACUGCAUUGUUCCAAGCAAGCAGUUUAAAAAAAGCUCCGUGAAAAUGUCAGGCAAUAAUUCUUUUUAAAGGUGGGUGACUGCUGUCAGUAA
Molecule: messenger RNA, 2185 nt
Organism: Sphaerodactylus townsendi
Lineage: Eukaryota; Metazoa; Chordata; Lepidosauria; Squamata; Sphaerodactylidae
Gene: GUCY1A2
Product: guanylate cyclase 1 soluble subunit alpha 2
Exons: 8
Coding region: 1-2010 (669 amino acids)
Biological process (GO): response to oxygen levels; cGMP biosynthetic process
Cellular component (GO): guanylate cyclase complex, soluble
Molecular function (GO): guanylate cyclase activity; heme binding
Source: RefSeq, a predicted model, not a curated record